CAAAUCUCCGCCUCGUUCUCCACAUGUGAUUUUAUAGAAAACGUCGAUGAGAAUGUGAUUUUGUGCACUUUACUGCAUAAGCUUCGACUACGUCAGAGAUUCACGAGGCAGGUUGGGUUCCGCCUCAGUUUGAUUAACAUGGUGUGGAAUCCCAUUCACUACUUUCAACUAAAUCGUUUAAGGCGCUGUCGCAAGUCUUUAUGUUGUUGCAAAGUGAGGGAUGCUCAACCCAGCCCAGAAGAAAGUUUCUCCUUAGUAGAGAAGAUGUCACUUGAAAACGAAAAAGACAACGUGUUUUGGAAGACUCUUCUCGAGCAUAAAGUACCAAAGAAAAAGCUGAAGAAGAAGAACACGAAACUGAGUAAUGCGAAAGAACUGGCACUCAAGUAUCAUGUCAGUAAGGAAGACGUCGAGAAGAUCUACAAAAUCUUCGUAUCUAUGGAUGAUGAUGGAUCCGGGACCAUCACUGCCAACGAAAUAGCCCAAAUGCUCUGCGGAUUCGGCUGCGAUGUUUCGCCGAAAGUCGUCCAAGCCGUGAUGCGAUCUUCAGAUAAAAGUGGCGAUGGAGAGAUUGAUUUCGAAGAAUUUCUUACUGCUAUAACUUCAAAAAUAAAGCUGAACAAUUGCAAAGCUGAAAUCCAGGCGAUGUUCAACAAAUUCGAUAGAGAUAAGGAUGGCUUGCUUUCCGCAGAGGAGUUGGUUGUAGCAUGGAGUGAAACCCUGAAAACCAAGAUAACAGUCAAAGAAGCUGCUGCACUCAUUCAACAAGCCGAUUCGGAAGGAAAAGGAGCAGUCACUGUGAACGAAUUUAUCACAAUGUGUCAGACUGUAUAAAUGACAUCUUUGUACUACGUUAUAUUUGUGUUAUCGUGUAAUUUGUGAACCAUACGGUCUACAUCAUGCUAUGCUAUGCAUUUUUGUACAUUCAUUCUGGAUAAUUUAUUGGCAUGCCUGGUACCGUCGCCUUCCAUCGUACUUCCAUGUCGAUCUCGAUACUUGACUGAACUCUCUAUAGUCUUCCUUUAACACUAGCAGAAACAUUCUCAAUGUGCAUUGUAAACCUAACG
This is a messenger RNA of Cylicocyclus nassatus, 1067 nucleotides long. Lineage: Eukaryota; Metazoa; Nematoda; Chromadorea; Rhabditida; Strongylidae. The record is from the annotation of a GenBank genome assembly.